Messenger RNA from Acanthamoeba castellanii str. Neff, 1014 nucleotides. RefSeq lists its product as uncharacterized. The record is from RefSeq and is a predicted model, not a curated record. The transcript is spliced from 6 exons. Bases 1 to 1014 code for a protein of 337 amino acids. NCBI's taxonomy places the organism in Eukaryota, Discosea, Longamoebia, Acanthamoebidae.
AUGAGGCGGCCGAGCGUGAGCGCGCUUCUCUUCUGGCUUGUGAUUGCUGUGUGCUUCGUUGGGGCGGCACAAGCUUUAGUGGAGACGCCGUGGACGGGACUGACGGCCAAGUACAGCCCUCGCUUUCGCUACGAGAAAGCGAGUAUGCUGCCCAACCCACAGCAGGACAUCAAAGCCCACGACUUCUUCAAACUGUCGUUCUCUUUCGUUGAUGGCAAGUUCACCACGCCGUGGAUUACGGUGUGGGACGCGAAGCAGAACAUCUACCUCAACUACAUCGAGUUCGUGUUCCUGUAUUCGGGCAACGAGAUCAUCGGCGUCGACUAUCACGUAGACUACAACAACGACCCGGAGCAUGGCGGCAAGAGCCUGGAGGACGUGGACGCGAUGCUGGCGCUCAUGCUUUGCGGCGGAUUCAUCGCAACCAUGGUCGUACUCCUCUUCGCCGUGUUCGACUCUCAAGGCACCACCCGGCUCCAGAAGUUCAGCGAGUUGAUCAACAGCGAGGAAGAGGCGCGGCCGGUGGCCUCCUCGUUGCCGUACGUGGACACCAGCUACGACGAGCGCCCCGCGCCCAGCCGCCGACACGUCAACGGCGGCGGCAGCGGAGGCAAGAACCGAUCGUCGGCGACCUACGUGGAGUACGACAACGCGCGAGGCCCGAUGGCCAUGAUGGAGGGCGCCGGCGGCUUCGUGCCCUCGUGGGCGGCCACCACCAGCGCACAGCCACCAUCAGCCGAAGAAGAAGGAGACGAGGUGAUCCCCAUGGAAGCGUUUCCCGCCGAUGAGGAGGAUCGAGGCACGGCCACCGGCACCAGCCGAGGGAACGAGCGUGAGGACUAUGAUGGUAGCGCCGUGGCUGAAGAUUUCGUGAGCAUCGACGCGCUCGGCCAGCUCCCCGCGGGAGCGUCGACGACGCCGGUCGGCUCGGCGCCCACCUACCUCCAGCAGCCCAUCGUGCGAAGGAAGGGGCCGUCGGACGAUCAUGCCUCUACAUCCCGCAAGGACGACUGA